Messenger RNA from Gossypium raimondii (Peruvian cotton), 2173 nucleotides. RefSeq names its product phosphoinositide phospholipase C 2. The record is from RefSeq and is a predicted model, not a curated record. The coding region runs from base 177 to 1913 and encodes 578 amino acids. Gene Ontology annotation, biological process: lipid metabolic process; phosphatidylinositol-mediated signaling. Gene Ontology annotation, molecular function: phosphatidylinositol-4,5-bisphosphate phospholipase C activity. The transcript has 9 exons. NCBI's taxonomy places the organism in Eukaryota, Viridiplantae, Streptophyta, Magnoliopsida, Malvales, Malvaceae.
UCCAUCCCAUCACAUACCCUUAAGUGUCGUAAACCAUCUUUACUGGAAAUGAAACUCAUCAUUGUCUUCAAGAAGUUGAAGCAGCAAGAAACCUGCACUUAAAAAACUCAACAAAACCUGACAGUCUAGAUUUGCUGGUUCCCAGUCGUAUAUUUGGGAAUUGUAAGAAAAACCAAAUGUCCAAACAAACUUACAGGGUUUGUUUCUGCUUCCAGAGGAGGUUUAGGCUGGCAGUUUCAGAGGCACCAGAGGAUAUCAAGAAACUGUUCGAACAAUACUCCGAGAAUGGGAUAAUGACCAUUGAUGGACUGCAGAGGUUCUUGGUCGAGGUUCAGAAAGAAGAUAAGGCUACCAGAGAAGAUGCUCAGAAGAUUAUUGAUAGUGUUAAACAUUUUCAUAGAAAGGGUGUAAACCUCGAAGCUUUUUUUAAGUACCUCUUUGGUGAUAUUAAUCCUCCUCUUGCUUCUCUUGGGGUUCACCAUGAUAUGAGUGCUCCUUUGUCUCAUUAUUUCAUAUAUACUGGUCACAAUUCUUACCUUACUGGGAACCAACUCAGUAGUGAGUGCAGUGAUGUCCCCAUCAUAAAUGCACUUAAGAGAGGUGUCCGGGUGAUAGAAUUGGAUAUAUGGCCGAAUUCGACGAAAGAUGAUGUCGAUGUUCUUCAUGGAGGGACAUUGACUACUCCAGUGGAACUCAUCAAGUGUUUGAGGUCUAUUAAAGAGUAUGCUUUUGUAGCCUCAGAAUAUCCGGUUGUCAUAACUCUGGAAGAUCACCUUACGCCAAAUCUUCAGGCUAAAGUUGCUGAGAUGGUCACUCAAACAUUUGGAGAGAUCUUGUUUUCUCCUGGCCCGGAAUGUUUCAAAGAGUUCCCCUGUCCGGAAUCAUUGAAGAGACGCAUAAUCAUAUCUACAAAACCGCCAAAGGAAUACCUGGAGGCGAAAGAAGUUAAGGAUAAAGAGGAUGAUUCACAAAGGGGUAAGGCCAGUGAUGAAGAAGCUUGGGGAAAUGAAGUUCCGGACCUUAAAGGCAGUCAUGUAGCCAAUUACAAGAAUGAUUUGGAUGAAGAAGAUGAGGAAGAUACAGAUGAUGGAGAUAAGUCGCAGCAUUCUCUAGCCCCAGAAUAUAAACAUUUAAUCGGCAUUCUUGCUCGGAAGCCCAAGGGUGGAUUAGAUGCGUGGCUAAGGGUGGAUCCUGAUAAAGUGACACGUCUUAGCAUGAGUGAGCAAAAAUUUGAAAAGGCUGUAGUAACUCAUGGAAAACAAAUUGUAAGGUUUACGCGGCGGAAUGUUCUUCGGGUGUAUCCGAAGAGUACUCGUUUUGACUCGUCGAAUUACAACCCACUAAUUGGCUGGAUGCAUGGAGUUCAAAUGGUUGCAUUUAAUAUGCAGGGUCACGGAAGAUCCUUAUGGUUGAUGCAUGGAAUGUUCAAAGCCAAUGGGGGAUGUGGUUAUGUGAAAAAGCCAGAUUUUCUAUUGAACGCUGAGGAAGUCUUUGAUCCGAAAAUCAAGUUACCAGUGAAAACAACUUUGAAGGUGACUGUGUAUAUGGGAGAAGGAUGGUAUUAUGAUUUCCAUCACACCCAUUUUGAUGCGUAUUCGCCACCGGACUUUUACUCGAGGGUGGGGAUUGCAGGAGUUCCAGCAGACUCAGUAAUGAAAAAAACAAAGAUUUUAGAAGAUAACUGGUUGCCUUCAUGGAAUGAGGUGUUUGAGUUCCCUUUAACUGUCCCUGAACUGGCUCUACUUCGGAUUGAAGUUCAUGAAUACGACAUGUCUGAAAAGGAUGACUUUGGAGGCCAAACAUGUCUUCCGAUUUCCGAGCUAAGAAGUGGGAUCCGAGCAGUGCCCCUUUACAGCCGGAAGGGUGAAAAAUACAAUUCCGUUAAGCUCCUUAUGCGCUUUGAAUUCAUCUAGUCCCCUUGAAGGAGAGUUGGAGUUUCAGCAUUUCUAAAACCAACUUCAAAUUGUUUGAUAAUACUUGCGAGCUUGCGUGCAGACUGCAGAGCAAUUAUCUAUUACAUGUUAGCUCUUGCAAUAAUAUAUAUAUCAGCCAUGUCAGUAAUUUGUAAUAUAUAAUUAUGUGACAGACAAAGAACCUUACACUGUUUAUGUAGUAAGCAAUAAGUCUGAUCUAUAACAUUUAUCUGCUAUCAUCACUUGUUUGUUUUUUUUAA